ACCGUCUCGUUUUUUUCUGCUUGGCCAAAAGCGAACGGGAGCGAGCUCUCGCAACGGAACGGCAAAAGAAACCCCUCUUCCCCCAUCCCCUCCCCUCCGGGUCCGGGACUCCCCCGAUCGCGACCGACGAGGCCGUCCCGAUUUGCUAACCCCUCCUCCAGUCCCCCCCCCCCCCGCGCCCGAAUCCGGGGCCUCCACGACGUGGAUCUUUGGCUCAAGCCCAUCGAUUCCGAGGCAGGGCGCGGUCACCGCUUCGGGCGUCUCUGCGGUAAUUGGAGGAGCCGAGCCCGUUCGGUCCGGGGCGAGAUGUUCGCGAGCCGGCCGGCGGUGCACCCGGUGGAGGCGCCGCCGCCCACGGAUCCGGUGGAGCAGCCCACCGGGGUGCUCAUGAAGGACCUGCCCGGGAUGCCGGGCACGGCCGGCGGCCUCGGCCUCCGCGUCGCGCAGUUCGUCUUCGCCGGCGUCGCGCUCGCCGUCAUGGCCUCCACCAGUGACUUCCCCUCCGUCACCGCCUUCUGCUACCUUGUUGCGGCAACCAUAAUGCAAUGCCUGUGGAGCUUUUCACUUGCCAUCGUGGAUAUAUAUGCAUUGCUUGUUAAGCGUUGUUUACGGAACCGUCGUGCUGUUUGUCUAUUCGCUAUUGGAGAUGGGAUCACGGCAGCAUUAACCUUUGGUGCAGCAUGCUCGUCAGCAGGCAUCACUGUCUUAAUUGAUAAUGAUCUGAACAUAUGUGCCGAAAACCACUGUGGAAGUUUCGAAACCGCGACGGCAUUGGCGUUCAUGAGCUGGUUUGCUCUUACACCGUCCUUUCUGCUCAACUUCUGGUCGAUGGCUGCUAGAUGAAAACAAUGAGGAAUAUAUAGGUUGACUUUCGAACGGUUUGGUGCCCCCAACUAUGGUUUAGUGACGACUGGAUAAAGUGACAGAGCUAAUCAUAUGGAAAUUGAAGCUGGUGUAUACCAGCUCUGUAAAAAAGGGAUAGGUGAUGGCUUGUUUUGAACAUGGGUUGCUGUGGAACUCUAAAAUUCUUCUGACCCAGGCUUGAUGUCCUGAAUCCAACUGGUUUGGAUUUUGUCCUUAAUCAUGUAGUAUUAUGCAUAAUAGAGAGCUUGCGGUGAUGACGAGUUCAUGAUAAGUAGGCACAAUGUUGUCAUCCUUGCAUAGGAAGAGGCUCUCUCCUUUCCUUUUUUUUUUGUUGAGAAUAGCUCUCUCCUUUCCUCUUCACCUUUUUGUUUGUUCCAAGGAUGUCUUAUGGGCCGGCUGUAGUUUGUAUGUACAAUAGCCAAAUUCAGGUCAUAUUUGAAUGUCA
Brachypodium distachyon (stiff brome) is the source of this 1309-nucleotide messenger RNA. RefSeq names its product CASP-like protein 5A1. The record is from RefSeq and is a predicted model, not a curated record. The transcript is spliced from 3 exons. NCBI's taxonomy places the organism in Eukaryota, Viridiplantae, Streptophyta, Magnoliopsida, Poales, Poaceae. Bases 307 to 843 code for a protein of 178 amino acids. Gene Ontology annotation, cellular component: membrane.